CAUCACAUCAAGAGUCUCUCUCAAUCUGAAUGCCAAACUGACUCACAAGAAUGAAUGAGAGAUUGAAACUGAAACAGAACAAAACUGAAUGAUUGUCCUACUCCUAUCCAAAUCCAACACUACAAUUUCCAACCUCUAACCACAUUAUCCACAAACACAAACACAAACACACUUGUAUUUUCUCAUCUCUGCCAAAAAAAAAAAAAAAAAAAUGAACUCCUUUUUAUAUUUUUUUCUUUGAUUCCACACAUAUCGUGGCAUGUUGCUAUUUGUGCCGAGUGGCCAUCGCCGUCGUCGACAUGAACAUCUCUGCUCCGGCCACCGGAAUGUCAUCAUCGUCGUCAGCUAUAGUUUCUUCUCAGUUUUGGGUCUCUAACUCUAAGCCAUCUCAGUUCUGGGGUGGUGGCAGUACCAAGCUUGAGUUGCAGAGUAAGAAGGAUCGCUUGAAGAGAAAGCUUAAGUUAGUGGUCACUGCGGAGCUCUCCAGGUCUUCCUCCCUCAGUUUCGGGUUGGACUCUCAGACCUUGCAGUCUUAUGACUCGUCACCAGUGCCUUGGGCUGGUCCAGUUCCUGGGGAUAUUGCAGAGGUUGAGGCAUAUUGUAGAAUCUUUAGAGCGGCUGAACGGCUUCAUGCUGCACUAAUGGAUACAUUAUGCAAUCCAUUGACUGGUGAAUGUAGUGUUUCAUAUGACUUCACAUCCGAGGAAAAACCACUAUUGGAAGAUAAACUAGUCUCUGUCCUUGGUUGCAUGGUAUCCCUCCUUAACAAAGGAAGAACUGAUGUCCUUUCCGGAAGAUCCUCAAUCCAAAAUUCAUCUCGGAUUGGAGAUGUAAGCUCGGAGGAUAUGCUUCCUCCACUUGCCAUUUACAGGAGUGAGAUGAAAAGGUGUUGUGAGAGCUUCCAUGUCGCUCUUGAAAACUAUUUGAUGCCUGAUGAUAAUCGAAGCUUGGAUGUGUGGAGGAAACUUCAGAGACUGAAGAAUGUAUGCUAUGAUUCUGGUUUUUCUCGUCAGGAGGAUUAUCCAUGCCAUACACUGUUUGCGAAUUGGAAGCCCGUUUAUUUUUCGACUUCUAAAGAAGACUCCGGGCCCAAAGAUUCCGAGGUAGCUUUUUGGAUGGGUGGUCAGGUGACAGAAGAAGGUCUGAAGUGGUUAGUGAAUAAAGGGUAUAAGACUAUUGUAGAUCUUAGAGCAGAGACUGUAAAGGAUAACUUUUACCAAGCAGCUAUAGAUGAUGCUAUUUUGUCUAAGAAAGUUGAACUGUUCAAAAUUCCUGUUGAAGUUGGGACCGCACCUACGAUGGAGCAGGUUGAGAAGUUUGCAUCUUUAGUUUCAGAUUGCAGCAAAAAGCCCAUAUAUCUUCACAGUAGGGAAGGAGUGCAGAGAACUUCUGCCAUGGUCUCCAGGUGGAGGCAGUACAUGACUCGUUCUGCAUCACAUUUUGUCUCUAGUCGGUCAGUUGCUUCCAAUGAUAUGUUAUUACGUGAUGCAAAUGAAAUGGGAAAACUUCAGGAUUUUUCCCUUCUUGAAGAAAACUCCCUUCUUAAGAGGGAGAACAAGUCAAUUCAAGAGUCUUUGGGUACAUAUCAUGGUUCAAAUGGAGUAUCCUGCAAAAAAGUUUCUCCCUUCAAGGUUAAGGAACAUGAAAGCAGUAAUGGGGCCUACAACGGCCAUGUUUCUCCCCAAGGUCUGACAUCAGUAGAAUUAGCUGAUAAUGGAGUAGGAUCUGAUGCAAACUACAGCAGGGAAACUGAUCCUCUGAAGGCUCAGGUUCCUCCAUGCAGUGUCUUCUCCAAAAAAGAAAUGUCUAGAUUUUUUAGGAGUAGAAAGAUCUCCCCCCCUACUUAUUUUAAUUAUCAAUUGAAAAGGUUUGAAAUACUGCCAAUUUCAAGAGAGGUGUGUAUUGGGACAAUGUGGAAAGGUGAUACAAUUGCUAGUAAUACUGUACCAUUGACUCUGGAGUCAGGAAGUUCCAAUGGUUCACUUAAUGGAAAAAAAUUAUAUCGAGAGCCCCAAAAAUCACCUGCUGACAAUGGGAAGUAUUUGAUUGGUGAUAUUUUGGUUGCCACUGGUCCAGUUGUGAAUGGACCGGGCAAAGGGGGAAGGUCUUCUGUGAUGACAGAAAAUAUCUCUACGAUUGCGACUAAUAACCAUCUAACAUCCAAAUCUGUACUGAAGGACCAUAAGGUCAAUGGUGGAGCUGCUUUAGUUUCAGCCAGUGAUGACCUGGCUAGGAUUGGAGGUAAUAUGUGUGCUUCUGCAACUGGUGUUGUAAGGGUGCAGUCAAGAAGGAAAGCAGAAAUGUUUUUAGUUCGAACAGAUGGAUUUUCUUGUACCAGAGAAAUGGUGACAGAAUCCUCCUUGGCCUUCACUCAUCCUAGUACCCAGCAGCAGAUGCUUAUGUGGAAAUCGACACCAAAGACUGUAUUGUUGUUAAAGAAACUGGGGCAAGAGCUCAUGGAACAAGCUAAAGAGGUUGCCUCUUUUCUGUAUUAUGAAGAGAAAAUGAAUGUUCUUGUGGAACCUGAUGUGCAUGACAUAUUUGCUAGAAUCCCAGGGUUCGGAUUUAUUCAGACCUUUUAUAGUCAAGACACCAGUGAUCUACAUGAAAGGGUUGAUUUUGUGGCUUGCUUGGGGGGAGAUGGGGUUAUACUACAUGCAUCAAAUUUAUUUAGAGGUGCUGUGCCCCCUGUUGUAUCAUUUAAUCUUGGAUCUCUUGGAUUUCUGACUUCCCAUACCUUUGAUGACUAUAAACAAGACUUAAGACAAGUCAUCCAUGGAAAUAACACUGUGGAUGGUGUCUAUAUAACUCUUAGAAUGCGCCUUCGAUGUGAAAUUUUUCGAAAUGGUAAAGCAAUGCCUGGGAAAGUAUUUGAUGUCCUAAAUGAGGUCGUUGUUGAUCGGGGUUCUAAUCCAUACCUCUCUAAAAUUGAAUGCUAUGAACAUGACAGGCUCAUAACCAAGGUGCAAGGUGAUGGAGUCAUUGUAGCCACACCAACAGGAAGUACUGCUUACUCUACAGCUGCAGGUGGUUCCAUGGUGCAUCCAAAUGUUCCUUGCAUGCUGUUUACACCAAUCUGCCCCCACUCCCUCUCAUUUAGACCAGUUAUACUUCCGGAUUCGGCAAGGUUGGAAAUGAAGAUUCCAGAAGAUGCUAGAAGCAAUGCAUGGGUUUCUUUUGAUGGGAAGAGAAGGCAGCAACUCUCACGAGGAGAUUCUGUACGAAUAUCUAUGAGCCAGCACCCAAUUCCAACAGUUAACAAGUCUGACCAGACAGGUGAUUGGUUUCACAGCUUAAUUCGCUGCCUAAAUUGGAAUGAAAGGCUAGAUCAAAAGGCCCUUUGAAGCCUCUUUCUGUCUGAGAUUGAAGUUUGUGCAAAAUUACUGUACAUAUUGUAAACUGAGAUCAAAGAAAAUUUGACUUUACAAAGAGUAAAUAAUACGUUUCAUUCCCACAUUGGCUUCCAUGUGAAUCCUUUUUUUUUUCUUCAUUUCAAUAUGACAAAAUGCACUUGUAUAAUGUCAUCUAUUACACAGCAAUAAGAUUUAAUCUUGUAGAUCCAUCGAUGAAUCUGAAAGUUGAUUGACGCUUGUUUGACUUC
Quercus robur (English oak) is the source of this 3601-nucleotide messenger RNA. Its product is annotated as NAD kinase 2, chloroplastic. NCBI's taxonomy places the organism in Eukaryota, Viridiplantae, Streptophyta, Magnoliopsida, Fagales, Fagaceae. The transcript has 8 exons. Gene Ontology annotation, molecular function: NAD+ kinase activity. Bases 300 to 3344 code for a protein of 1014 amino acids. Gene Ontology annotation, biological process: NADP+ biosynthetic process; NAD+ metabolic process. The record is from RefSeq and is a predicted model, not a curated record.